AUGCUUGCUUCUUUGUGGUUCUAUAUGACGCCACAACCACCAAAACCAGCUAUGCAUGAUAUCGUUAUGGGAACAUGGAAUAGUGGACCUCGAAACGCAGCUGCUGGUUAUACUGGUCCCAUAUUUGGGCCUACCAGUCUUAUCAUCAACAAUGAAUGCAAUGGAGAGGACAAGGAUGAGCCAGGAGGUCCCGGUGAAUCUCGUCGAAUCAAAGCGUUCAAAUGGUUCUGCUCCUACUUCGGUGUACCUGCUGGAGCUGAUAAGUUGCUGACCUGUAAAGAUAUGCCUGUGAAACUUGAUGCACUUCGAUAUAACUACAGCUAUCAACCCGAUUGGAGCAGCACAUGGAGAGAAGAACCGUGUAAUUGUGCUCCUGCUGGUUAUGGAGGACUGAUACCGUACUUUGACCCAGCCUACUAUCCACAAAAAUUUGUCCAAAUGAACGAACGCAAUCGACUUCGAUGUGUGGCCAGCGUCUACGCUAAUCCAUCUAUGUACAGCCUCAAUAACUCCACGUCACCUUGCCUUGAUCACUAA
Molecule: messenger RNA, 537 nt
Organism: Cylicostephanus goldi
Lineage: Eukaryota; Metazoa; Nematoda; Chromadorea; Rhabditida; Strongylidae
Source: the annotation of a GenBank genome assembly